AUGGAAAUUGACACUGUCAUCGUCGGCAAUGGGCCGUCGGCCAUGAUCCUUUCAUACAUGCUCCAUGGACAUAUUCCUUUCUACUCGUCUGACCCUCCACAUCCCGAUCAUAUCUUAGACGCCAAGUUGAAAGCGGCGCCAGAGAUUUUGAAUGCCGAUGUGAAUGCUCUUACGGCGCAUUUUGACGCCUCGCGACUAUCAUACUCGACUCAGGCACUGCCCGUGAACGUAUUACUGGACACACUUAUACGGCCCAGCGUUGAUGUAGAUGAGCCCGGCUGCAUCUCAAAUAUUGAUUGGCGUUCACAGCCUGAGAAGGUUGUCUCACAUCUUGUUUUUGGGAAGUCCUUGAAGCCUGGAGGCCAAUGGACGGAAGAUCCGUUGGGUGCAAGUUGGGAUAUCCAGACAUUGAGCUAUGCGGCAAUGCUGUCCUUGCCCGGAUAUUCCUUUGCCGACCAUCACAAAAAGACCACGGGCAAGGAUUUACCAUCAUAUACAAGGCCCACGCGGCGCGAAAUCGCCGAUUAUUUUGCUGCUUAUCCGAAGGCUGCGUAUAUCUACGAUGCGUUUCGGUGUGGGGAAGUUUUGCAGGGUAUCUCCCGCACCGCCACCGGAUUUUACAUUCGUUCCCAUCACCUCCACUGCAAGCGCCUAGUCCUCGCAAGUGGAAUCUUUUCCGAAAUCCUCUCACCAGAACCGGUGUUACGUUCCUUAUUUGAGACCAAGUCCUCGACUGACGUCCCGCUACUCGUCGUUGGAUCUGGCUUCUCCGCUGCGGAUGCCAUCAUCUCCGCCUCCCCUAACCAAAAGAUUUUGCACAUUUACAAAUGGUCUCCGACUGACCGCCCAUCGCCUCUCCGGGCCUGCCAUCAGCAAGCAUAUCCAGAAUAUGCUGGCGUCUACCGUCUGAUGAAACGAGCUGCCCUCAUAGCCGAAGCUUCUGGUACAUACCAGCGGCCAAAGUACCGCCGCGCGGCUUCGACACCAUUCCUUGAAAGCCGGAAUUGGGAAAGCCUUUACGAGGGUCUUCCUAACGUUGAAGUGACAGCCGUGGGAGUCCACGGCACUUUAGCGACAGUCACAUUGAGCCGCAAAGAUGGAACCGUUUUCUCUCGAACCGUGGGCGGCCUCGUAUAUGCAGCCGGCCGGCGAGGCCAGCUAGAUUACCUUGAUCCCGAGCUCCACCGUGAAGUGUUGGGGCAGGGCAACCCAAAUGACUCAGCAGUCACCGGCCAGACCCUCCGUGCGAAAGCACUUGAGGACCUCGAGGUCGCACCGGGAGUUUACAUCAUCGGCAGCCUGACUGGAGAUUCUCUAGUCAGAUUCUCAUAUGGUGGGUGCGUCUAUACUGCUGGGCAUUUGAUCGAUGGCGAGCGGGACAGCCGCAGUGUCUGUAGUAGUUUCACGUCGUCUGCUAAACUACAUGGCUCUUCGCUUUCCGUAAUGAACGGCAUGGAUGGUCAUCUUGUCUACCCAGAUACCGACGGACUGAACCUAACUCGUGAAGACACCUUUAGCAAAAUUUCAACAGUCACAGACCAGUCUGUUGCACGUGGUUGGUGGGAAACAUUCUCCCGCUUGUGGAAAGGUCUUCCACGAUGA
This is a messenger RNA of Penicillium digitatum Pd1, 1602 nucleotides long. RefSeq lists its product as uncharacterized. The record is from RefSeq and is a predicted model, not a curated record. NCBI's taxonomy places the organism in Eukaryota, Fungi, Ascomycota, Eurotiomycetes, Eurotiales, Aspergillaceae.